Messenger RNA from Pieris brassicae (large cabbage white), 2277 nucleotides. Its product is annotated as E3 ubiquitin-protein ligase TRAIP. Lineage: Eukaryota; Metazoa; Arthropoda; Insecta; Lepidoptera; Pieridae. The record is from RefSeq and is a predicted model, not a curated record. Bases 218 to 1462 code for a protein of 414 amino acids. The transcript is spliced from 8 exons.
UUUGAAUUUGCUGCGAACUUUACUUGCGGUAACUUAUGUUAAAAAUGCGAAAACUUAUUAAUAGAGGGUAUUUUUUUAUCUAAAGUUUUCGUGCGUGGUUUCCUCUCUGUUGUCGUUACUAUUGGAAUUAAACUAAGAUUAGAAAAACAGACAUUAUUUUUUCAAUAAAUUAAUAACCUCAUCUAAACAAUACGUUUGAAUAAAUAUCAGUAUUAAAAUGCACUUACUAUGUACAAUCUGCAGUGAUUUAUUAAACCAAACUGAAAAUAUCUUUGUAAUCAAAUGUGGUCAUUUGUUUCACUAUCACUGUAUAAAACAAUGGAUAAGCAGAUCGAAAUCAUGUCCUCAAUGUCGUAUCAAUGUAACAGAAAGGUGCAUAUUCAGGCUUUAUCCAACCAUUUCAAAUGAUGUAACUGUUGAAGAUGUCACAACAUUGCAGUCCAGGCUGGAUGAUUUACAACUGCAAUUACGACAAGAAAAAACAAAAUGCAAAGAAAAAGAUAAUCAGAUUAAAGAAUUUAUUCUUAAUAUGAAAAAGAUAGAAGAUUCGCUGCAAAGUUCAGAAAAAAAGUUAGUUGAAAAAACAUCAGCUGUUAUAGCCCUGAAAGAUCAAUUAAAAUAUGUGCAAAUACAAAAUAAAGAGGUUCACAAACUAAAGUCUGAAAAUGAAGCACUAAAUAAAUAUGUCAAGACUUCAACUGAACUAAACAAAGUAUUGAAUGCGUGUUACGAUGAGGUGGAAAAAAUGAUACAAGAUUACGACGAUAUACGGACUUUAGCCACAUUUGCAACGGCAUUAAAACGUGCAUUAUGUGAUUCAGAGAAGAAGAAAAACCAUUACCGCGAUCAAGGACACCUGUUGAAGCAAAAGUUGGCAAGUGAGAAGGCUAGAGUGGAAACUCUUCAAAGUAAUUUAGACCAUAUGAUGUCACUCAAUGUUACGCUGACGUCACACGAUGUACCAAAAUUGUCGAAGUUCGAAAGUGGGGCAGAACCCGAGAUUGCUGAUAGCUUCAAACGUGAAGUUGUGGCUCCAGUACCUUUGGUGAAUUCAAUAGAAAAAUCGGACUCACCAUACUUAUCGUUGAAGCAAAGUAGCCUUCCCUUAACCGCACUACAACGGCGACCGAAUCAACAAUUACUAGAUAAAAAUCUUAAGCCGUCGGAAUUUGCACUAUUCAACUCUAUAAAAACGACGUGCCAAAACUUCAAAGAACAAGAGAAAGAAAGCAUUUUCCACAAAAAGGAAAAGCCGGAUGUAAAUUUAUUAAAAGAAAAUGUAACAGAUAUGAACACUUCGUAUGAUGGACUUGGGGGUCAUUCUAAACUGGACAUUUUUCCAAAGCCAAGCACAAGUAAUAUGACACGUAUUCCCAAGCUAUCUGCGAAACAUAAGCUAAAACGACCGAAUAGUCAAGAUAUUAGCGAGUUACCAAUCAAUAAAUACUUCAAAAAGAUAUAAAUAGCAAUAGAUUUUAUUUUAUUUUGUCAUUGUUAAAUCAAUGAAGUUACAGAAUCCCUGUGAUGUUUAAUCUCAAAUGCAUGCACAUACAUUUUAAAACUAGAUUGAGAUUGCAACACCUUGAACUGAAACCCAACAUUAGCUCAUAGGCCAAUGAUCUCGAAUUUGCCUAUAAAGUUAUACUUUUUUCACAGGGUAUUUUGUUAGAUAUUAAAAGAAAAAGGUGAUUUUCUUAGUUUGUACCUGUAUUUGCCAUAUAAUGUUAACAUGUAAGAUAUCUUUGUUGUUAUUAAGUUUUACUAUCCGCCUAUAAAUUUAGUUGUAUUAAGCAUCUCUAGUAUUUGAAGGUAGCAGGAUAAGACUUUUGUGAACAUAUUAUUAUAAUUAAAAAAAAACAUCUCUAGGCAAAACUGUUACUCUAUAUGCUUCAUAAUGCAUGUUAUAAUGUAUCUUUGUUAAACCACAAGUCACAGACUAUUAACAGCAGCUCUUUAAUGUUGGUUGUGUAAAAAUAUUUAGGAAAGCCUAGAGUUAAAAGGGGUUACCCUAAAUGUCACUGGUUUGGCAUAGCAAUAAGCUCAUUGUUUGAAAGGAUUUUUUAAUACAUUAAAUAGUUGAUCUACAUUUUCUUUCUUUAUUUCAUAAAUUGUACCAGUAUAGAAAAAAGAUUCGGAAUCUUUUGCUUUAAAUGUUUUGGCUCAUGUUAUAACAAUCACAUCAAAUUUAAUAAAUGCAGUCAUGUUAGAUGUUAAGUUGUUUUGUAAAUGUCAAUUUGUUAAUAAUUUAGUCACCUAAAUAUAUAUGAUUUUUUUUUA